Molecule: messenger RNA, 2571 nt
Organism: Dipodomys spectabilis (banner-tailed kangaroo rat)
Lineage: Eukaryota; Metazoa; Chordata; Mammalia; Rodentia; Heteromyidae
Gene: Sidt1
Product: SID1 transmembrane family member 1
Exons: 25
Coding region: 14-2488 (824 amino acids)
Cellular component (GO): membrane
Source: RefSeq, a predicted model, not a curated record
UGCGGCGCCCACCAUGCCGGGCUGCCCGUGCGUCCCGCUGCUGUGCGCGCUGCUGUGCGCGCUGCCCUGGCUCCUGCGGGCUGCGGAGCCCCCCGCGCGGUCCCCAGCGCCGCGCCGCACUCCCCAAGACCCCGCCAGGGGCGCGGAUUUCGAUCGGGUCUACAGCGGGGUGGUGAAUCUCAGCACCGAGAACAUCUACUCCUUCAACUACACCAGCCAGCCUGGCCAGGUGACCGCCGUACGUGUGCAUGUGAACAGUUCCUCGGAGAACCUUGACUACCCAGUCCUAGUUGUGGUUCGCCAGCAGAAAGAGGUGCUGUCCUGGCAAGUUCCUCUGCUCUUCCAAGGACUAUACCAGAGGAGCUACAACUACCAGGAAGUCAGCCGCACCUUAUGUCCCUCCACAGCAACAAACAAAACAGGACCUUUGCAGCAACUGAUCUUUGUAGAUGUUGCAUCCAUGGCACCACUUGGUGCCCAUUACAAACUGCUGGUCACCAAGAUCAAGCACUUCCAGCUCCAGACAAAUAAUGCCUUUCACUUCACUGCCAGCCCCUCUCAACCUCAGUAUUUUCUAUACAAAUUUCCCAAAGAAGUAGAUUCAGUUAUCAUUAAAGUGGUGUCUGAAAUGGCUUAUCCAUGUUCUGUUGUCUCAGUCCAGAACAUCAUGUGCCCUGUGUAUGACCUUGACCACAAUGUGGAGUUUAAUGGUGUCUAUCAGUCUAUGACCAAGAAAGCUGCCAUCACGCUACAGAAGAAGGAUUUUCCAGACGAGCAGUUCUUCGUGGUAUUUGUGAUCAAACCUGAAGAUUAUGCCUGCGGAGGAUCAUUCUUCAUCCAAGAAAAUGAGAAUCAGACAUGGAAUCUACAACGAACCAAGAACUUAAAGGUGACCAUCAUUCCUUCUGUUGAAGGAUCCGUGUAUGUGAAAUCCAGCCUUUUCAUUGUCUUCAUCUUCUUGUCCUUCUACCUGGGAUGCCUGCUUGUUGUGUUCAUUCAUUAUGUGAGGUUUCAGAGAAAAUCCAUUGAUGGAAGCUUUGGUUCCAAUGACGGCUCUGGAAAUAUGGUGUCACAUCCCAUCUCUGCCAGCACACCUGAAGGAAGCAAUUAUGGGGCCAUAGAUGAGUCAAACUCUAGUCCUGGGAGGCAGGUGUCCUCGUCUGAGGGUGGGCAGCCAUGCCAGUCAGACACGGACAGUUCCGUGGAGGAGAGCGACUUUGACACCAUGCCUGAUAUCGAGAACGACAAAAACAUCAUCCGUACCAAGAUGUUUCUGUACCUGUCAGAUCUGUCCAGAAAGGACAGGAGAAUCGUCAGCAAAAAAUAUAAGAUUUAUUUUUGGAACAUCAUCACCAUUGCUGUGUUUUAUGCACUGCCUGUGAUCCAGUUAGUCAUCACCUACCAGACAGUGGUAAAUGUCACAGGCAACCAGGACAUCUGUUACUACAACUUCCUCUGUGCUCACCCCUUGGGCGUCCUGAGUGCCUUCAACAAUAUUCUCAGCAACCUGGGCCAUGUGCUUCUGGGAUUUCUCUUCCUGCUGAUAGUCUUGCGCCGGGACAUUCUCCAUAGAAGAUCCCUAGAAGCUAAGGACAUCUUUGCUAUGGAGUAUGGGAUUCCCAAACACUUUGGUCUCUUCUAUGCUAUGGGCAUCGCCCUGAUGAUGGAAGGAGUGCUCAGUGCUUGUUACCAUGUCUGCCCUAAUUACUCCAAUUUCCAAUUCGACACCUCCUUCAUGUACAUGAUCGCAGGCCUCUGCAUGUUGAAGCUCUAUCAGACUCGCCACCCGGAUAUCAAUGCCAGUGCCUACUCUGCCUACGCCUCCUUUGCUGUGGUCAUCACACUCACCGUCCUUGGAGUGGUGUUUGGAAAAAAUGACGUGUGGUUCUGGGUCAUUUUCUCUGCAAUCCAUAUUCUGGCCUCCCUGGCCCUCAGCUCCCAGAUCUACUACAUGGGUCGUUUCAAGAUAGAUUUGGGGAUUUUCCGACGGGCUGCUAUGGUGUUCUACACAGACUGUGUCCAGCAGUGUAGUCGGCCUCUGUACAUGGAUAGAAUGGUGUUGCUUGUUGUGGGGAAUCUGGUUAAUUGGUCUUUUGCUCUCUUUGGACUGAUCUACCGGCCCAGGGACUUUGCAUCCUACAUGCUGGGUAUCUUCAUCUGCAACCUGCUGCUGUACCUGGCCUUCUACAUCAUCAUGAAGCUUCGCAGCUCUGAGAAGGUUCUUCCUGUACCACUCUUCUGCAUCGUGGCCACCGCGGUGGUGUGGGCCGCCGCCCUGUAUUUCUUCUUCCAGAAUCUGAGCAGCUGGGAGGGAACCCCAGCUGAGUCUCGGGAGAAGAAUCGCGAGUGUGUCCUGCUAGACUUCUUCGAUGACCACGACAUCUGGCACUUCCUCUCCGCCACUGCCCUGUUUUUCUCAUUUUUGGUUUUGUUGACUCUGGAUGAUGACCUGGAUGUGGUUCGCAGAGACCAGAUCCCUGUGUUCUGAGCAUUCAAGCAUAACAAGGUGAGAGAGAGUCAUCCAUCUUGGUGCUGUUUCCUGAAAAAAUUCAUGAGCUGCAAGUAUGGCUG